CCCACCCCUCCUCCAUCUCCUCGUGCCCACCCCUCCUCCUCCCACCUUCGCCCCCAAAUCCUCUGGCAACACCGACGCGCAACGGCGCCGCCCUCCUGCGCCCACUCUGUCCACCACCCAGGGAACCUCCCCUGGCGAUGGAUCUGGCCCUGCUGUGCCCCUCCUUCACCGUGCUGGAUCCGCCGCCAGCCAACGGAUCCCGUCCGCUCUCGGCCAUCCUGCCGUCAGAGCUUCACCAUGUCGCGGGGGUGCGCGGCAGCACGACCACUGUCUAUCGGCGGCGACCCGUCCCCGAGCCCCCCUGCCCCCCUGUGGUCACCCUCUUCCUCUCGGGGUUGCCGCUCCUUCAUGCCGGCCAGGGCGAGGUGUUGUCCCGACAUGGUGGGCGCCAAGGCUUCGCCUCCUCCGGAUCCGGCGGCCAUGGCCUCUGCCGUCUCAUCUGCUGCUUCCCGCGAUUGUACCUCACGAAGAAGAUGGCGACUGUGGUGGCGACGCCUCGCGCCCCAAGGAGGAGUAGGGGCAGCAGCGCUGGGGCGAAGGUUGGUGGCAGGAAGGACGGGCCCAAGUGCAGGGUGGUGCUGCCCAACAUUGUCACCGCCGGCCGCUUCGUCCACAUCGCCAGUGCUUUUGAUAGGUGACCUGCAGUUCGCCCCCUCCCCUCGGCGGCCCAGCGGCCACCACAAGCCGGCGACGCUGCAGUUCAUUUUGGGUUGAUGUUGAAUUGAUCGGCGCUGAAGGCCCGUGCAGUCUGGUGUGGCACAAGCAUUCAGUAUGGGCGGCGGCGAGGUAGCUCAUGUAGUUCCUGUACGCGGUGCGUGCGGUUUGUUUGCACCCCAUGUGCACGAUGCAUGCAGGUCGUGUGUGUCGACGUUCAGUUCGCCGGGAAACUACAGAAGAAAAAAGAUCAUUUUUUAAAUUCAUUUUCUUCUUGAAUGUGUUAGAGAGAAAAUGUAAGAAAUUAUAAAAAAAAUGCAGUCCGUUGGUGCACUGCU
Molecule: messenger RNA, 992 nt
Organism: Triticum dicoccoides
Lineage: Eukaryota; Viridiplantae; Streptophyta; Magnoliopsida; Poales; Poaceae
Exons: 2
Coding region: 138-638 (166 amino acids)
Source: RefSeq, a predicted model, not a curated record